AGUCUAGUAGUACAGGUCUGAUUGUUGUCAUGAAGUCUAAAGGGUCUAAACCAGUCAAAAUGCACAUAUGACGCCCACAUUGUUAAUAAAUGUACAGACAGUAUCAUACAUUGUACUCAAAGCAAUGACACACUAUAUGAAAUGUUAAAUAUAGAUCAGAAAGCACCGAACAGGACGACGCCAAAUAGGCUAGUGUGCGCAGGCAGGUAAUCGGAUUACACCUCUGAGAAACCACGCACGAGCUCAUCGUGUACUGUCUCUACUGAACAAUACAUUCUAAAUUUAACGUCUUGUUCUGACUCUCAUUCCCAAUGCCGCUCUUUAUUAAUCGAGACCAGAUUUUUGCACAUCAAGUCCAUCUUCUAGAGCACAAACUACGGAGUAAAGAGGAGCGUAUUUUGGAGUUGGAAACAGAGAACGCUCUCCUUCAUUUGAGACUCGCUGAGUGUCUAGUUAAACUCCGCCAUGAGAGGAAGGAGGAAAUCCAUGUCCAGAGACAGAAACAUCAGCAGCAGAGGAAGGUGCAGAAGUCCACACACGCAGCUCUCUUCAAACUUCUGUCUGAGGUUCAGAUGCUGAAACAGGACUUGAGGGAUGUUUUUACCAUCUACGUGGGGUUUGCUAAAGAGCUGGAGGAACAAAGCAAGCAGCUGUUUGAAUGUGUGGGCACUGCCAGAAAUGCUAUUCAGGAUUUCCAAAGUGAUGACCUUCAGAACCUCCGGGUUCAGGUGACCGCACUUGAACGCUCUUUACAGGAAGAGAAGGAGAGGUGCAGAGAGGAGCGGGCGAGGAGGAGGCUGCUCCACAACACCCUGGUUGAGCUGAGGGGGAAUAUCAGAGUUCACUGCAGGGUGCGUCCAAUUCUUCACUUUGAUCACAUCCCAGGAUCACCCACAACCAAUGGAUCUUCAUCAUGUGAAGCAGUAGUGCAGGCGAUCAAUGAUGACUCUGUUUUUGUGAAUGGCGCCAAAACCUCAAGUCCUGUAAUGAACAAAAUAUUUGAGUUUGAGAGAGUACAUGGUCCAGAAGACAGCCAAGAGACUGUGUUUGAGGAGGUGAAACCACUUCUAACAUCUCUACUUGAUGGGUAUAAUGUAUGUAUCAUGGCAUAUGGCCAAACGGGCAGUGGAAAGACACACACAAUGAUUGGCUCCCGGUCUGAGGAUCCCACAGCUGCAGUGCAGGACUCUCAACAGGGCAUCAUUCCAAAAGCAGCCAAUGAGCUAUUCAAGCUGAUCUCUGAGAAGCCAGCGGACAGUCAUACGGUGGAGAUGUCAGUGGUGGAGGUCUAUAAUAAUGAAGUUCUGGACCUGCUGGCCAGAGAUGAAGAUGGGGCGACAGUUGGGGUAAAGAGAGAGGUCAUCACCACCAGCACAGGCAGCAGUGAGGUGCCCUGCCUAACAUAUGAGUUGGUGCGGAGCUCUGCAGAGGUAAUGCAGCUGAUCAGUUGUGUGUUAAAACUAAGAUCUCACAGUCCCACCCUGGUGCACAUGGACUCCUCCAGAUCUCAUUUCAUCGUCACCCUCACAGUCACCUCCAAAAGCCCAGAUGCACUGGCUCUAGCUCGUCGUCUGCAGAAUGCUAGACAGGAUGUCCAGCGGGUGUCUCAGAAGGAGUGGUGGAGCCCACGCUGCCGCAGGGCCGCUUCCUCACGCUCAUCUAGCCCCGCCUCCUCACCCUGCCACUCCCCCGCCUCCUCACCCUGCCACUCGCCAUGCCCCUCCCCCCGACCCAGCAUCACACAGCCACCCAUCAAAACCAAGCUGCAGUUGGUAGACCUGGCUGGGAGCGAGUGUGUAGGGGUGUCAGGUGUGACCGGUGCCGCUCUGUGGGAAAGCUCCUGUAUAAACCGCAGUCUCUCGGCUUUGUCUGAUGUUCUGGGAGCUCUAGCCGAAAGACGACCUCACGUACCCUACCGCAACAGCAAACUAACACAUCUACUACAGGACGCCAUAGGAGGGGAUGCCAAGCUUCUGAUAAUGCUGUGCGUAUCUCCCACUCAACGCUUCCUCACCGAAUCUCUUCAGUCCCUGGGGUUCGGUGCCAGAGCCAGACAGGUUCAGAGAGAGCCCCCACGAAGGAAAAACACGGCUCUGAAGAUGAAGUAACCAACAGGGAGAUCCAUUUAAUAGCAGCUUGUGUGUUUUUAUUUGUAUGAAUUUUUGUCACAGGUUUAUGGUGCUUAGGUCAUUGUUGAAAGUUGCAGUGCUUUGUAAGAACACUUUAGGGUUAAAUUUAUGUUGAUAUCAUAGUUAAUGCUUAUUAGUGAUUCAGUAUUGUCAAGUUACACACAAUCUCUUGCACACUGGGGAUGUUCCUCUGACAAAAAGUUUACAGGUUUUUGUGUCUAGUGUGAGUGGAAUAUUUCAGAUUAUGUGUCUGCAAUUAACAAUUAGUUUGUACUAAAGUAUUGAUGUGAUGAUGAAAAAUGUAUGGCUUUUAAGUAAUAGUGUUUGCAACCUGACUCUAGUUGACCUUAUUUACUGCAAAGUAACUUAACGCCUUUCCAAUGUAUCACUAUUUGUAAAUGUUCAAA
Messenger RNA from Sinocyclocheilus grahami, 2536 nucleotides. RefSeq names its product kinesin family member 25 (gene kif25). Gene Ontology annotation, molecular function: microtubule motor activity; microtubule binding; ATP binding. Lineage: Eukaryota; Metazoa; Chordata; Actinopteri; Cypriniformes; Cyprinidae. The transcript has 16 exons. Gene Ontology annotation, biological process: microtubule-based movement. The coding region runs from base 312 to 2108 and encodes 598 amino acids. The record is from RefSeq and is a predicted model, not a curated record. Gene Ontology annotation, cellular component: microtubule cytoskeleton.